Molecule: messenger RNA, 1353 nt
Organism: Haliaeetus leucocephalus (bald eagle)
Lineage: Eukaryota; Metazoa; Chordata; Aves; Accipitriformes; Accipitridae
Gene: OLFM2
Product: olfactomedin 2
Exons: 6
Coding region: 1-1353 (450 amino acids)
Biological process (GO): signal transduction
Source: RefSeq, a predicted model, not a curated record
AUGCGUCCUCAAUGUGGCAGCUGCGUUGCUGGGGGUCAGAGCACCCUCUUCCAGAGCCCCGACGAGGGCUGGCAGGUUUACACCUCGGCGCAAGCCCCCGACGGCAAAUGCCUCUGCACGGCCGUCAUCCCCGUCCAGGGCACGUGCUCCCGCGACCUGCGCAGCCACCAGCUCCGUCAGCUCAUGGAGAAGGUGCAGAACAUCUCCCAGUCGAUGGAGGUGCUGGACCUCCGGACCUACCGGGACCUCCAGUACGUGCGCAACACCGAGUCCCUGAUGAAGGGCUUGGACUCCAGGCUGAAGGUGGCUGCUGAAAGCCAGAAAAGCCUCAACGCCAAGAGCUUCCAGGAGCUCAAGGACAAGAUGACGGAGCUGCUGCCUCUGAUGCCCGUCCUGGAUCAGUACAAGUCGGACACGAGGCUGAUCGUGCACCUGAAGGAGGAGGUGAGGAACCUCUCUGGGAGCUUGCUGGCCAUCCAGGAGGAGAUGGGUGCCUACGACUACGAGGAACUGCAGCAGCGGGUGCUGAUGCUGGAGGCACGGCUGCACGCCUGCAUGCAAAAACUGGGUUGUGGGAAGCUGACGGGCGUCAGCAAUCCCAUCACCAUCCGAGCAUCGGGAUCCCGCUUCGGGUCGUGGAUGACCGACACGAUGACACCCAGCGCUGACAGCCGGGUGUGGUACAUGGACGGUUACUACAAGGGCCGCCGCGUCUUGGAGUUUCGGACCUUGAACGACUUCGUGACGGGACAGAACUUCGUGCAGCAUCUCCUGCCGCAUCCCUGGGCCGGCACCGGCCACGUGGUCUUCAACGGGUCCCUCUACUACAACAAAUACCAGAGUAACAUCGCGGUGAAGUACCACUUUCGCUCCCGCAGCGUCCUGGUGCAGCGCAGCCUCGCCGGCGCUGGCUACAACAACACCUUCCCUUACUCUUGGGGUGGUUUCUCCGACAUCGACUUCAUGGUGGACGAGAGCGGGCUGUGGGCUGUCUACACCACCAACCAAAACGCCGGCAACAUCGUGGUGAGCCGGGUGGACCCCCAGACGCUGGAAGUCCUGCAUAGCUGGGACACGGGUUACCCCAAACGAAGCGCCGGAGAGUCCUUCAUGAUCUGCGGCACGCUCUACGUCACCAACUCCCACCUUGCCGGCGCCAAGAUCUAUUUUGCCUACUACACAAACACUUCCAGCUACGAAUACACGGAUAUUCCCUUCCACAACCAGUAUUCCCACAUAUCCAUGCUGGACUACAACCCGCGGGAGAGGGUGCUCUACACCUGGAACAACGGCCACCAGGUCAUCUACAACGUCACGCUCUUCCACGUCAUAAAGACGUCGGGCGAACUGUGA